This is a messenger RNA of Pseudocercospora fijiensis CIRAD86, 315 nucleotides long. RefSeq lists its product as uncharacterized. Gene Ontology annotation, molecular function: nucleic acid binding; RNA-DNA hybrid ribonuclease activity. Lineage: Eukaryota; Fungi; Ascomycota; Dothideomycetes; Mycosphaerellales; Mycosphaerellaceae. The transcript has a single exon. The annotation marks the transcript as partial. The record is from RefSeq and is a predicted model, not a curated record.
ACGAGCGAUAGGGCUGAGCUUCGUGCCACGAUUGGCGCUCUCCAACAUGGUUUCUGGUACGAAUUGGGUUUCAACAAUGUUGUGAUUGCCUCGUCGAGUGAUUAUCUUGUGCUGGGCAUCACCCUUUGGAUCAAGAAUUGGAGGGCACACGGCUGGCGCGACGCAUCAGGCACUGUCAUUGAGAAUCAGGAUCUGUGGAAGGUUCUACUUUGUGAAAUCAGUCGCUACUCCCAUAUGGGCACGAAUGUCCUGUUCUGGAAGAUCUCAGACGAUGAGAAUACCGAGGCCCGCGUGGCUGCGACGAGCGCAGCAUAU